Molecule: messenger RNA, 1568 nt
Organism: Cucurbita moschata (crookneck pumpkin)
Lineage: Eukaryota; Viridiplantae; Streptophyta; Magnoliopsida; Cucurbitales; Cucurbitaceae
Product: transcription factor HHO2-like
Exons: 5
Coding region: 385-1440 (351 amino acids)
Biological process (GO): regulation of DNA-templated transcription
Molecular function (GO): DNA-binding transcription factor activity; DNA binding
Source: RefSeq, a predicted model, not a curated record
CCGAACCCUAAACCUCCAAUCGGAAAGAUUCGAUGUUAUAUGCGACGCCACGACUUCGACCAAUCCCUCUCUUCUUCUCUCUCUCUCUAGAAUCCUCCAUUGAUUCUCUCUCCAGAAACUCCAUUAUGUUGAGUUUCUGAAUUUUGGGAUUUUAUUAACCCCAUUAUUCAUUCUCUUCCUCUUCUUUAUUUCUCUAUUGUUUUCCCCAAGUUUAUUCCUUUUCUUGAUUCUAUAGAUUCCAUUAUUCCGCUUUCCAGUUCUUUCUCAUUGCUCCCUUCGGAUUUUUCUAUGUUCCAUUUUCGAUCGCCCCACCUACUCCUUCCUUAAAUAAACCAACCCCCCCUUUCACUUCUAAAUCAAUCUGGGUUUCUUUCGUUUUCUGCCAUGGGUUUCGUUGAUAAUUUUCUGGAUAUUCGAGUCGGAAUGGAUUUGAGGCACUAUGCUGAUGCUCUGGAUCAAGAACGUCGCAAAAUUCAGGUCUUCCAGCGCGAACUUCCCCUUUGUUUGGAGCUUGUCACAAGAGCUAUUGAUUCUUGCCGGCAGCAGUUAUCUGGGGUGUCAACAGAGAGCUCUGAACAUACUUCCAGCGAUGGCCCUGUUUUGGAGGAGUUUAUCCCGAUUAACAGAGCGUCUGUUGAUUCCCAUUUUGAAAAUGAAGAAGAUGAGCUGUUACAACCAGAGAAAAACGAAGUGGGUCGAUCGGAUUGGCUUAAAACGGCUCAGCUUUGGAAUCAAUCACCGGAAUCUCCCAUUACAGAGGAUGUUGUUAAGGAAACGGCGUCGUCUGCUGUUGAGGUAAAGAACAAUGGCGGUGGCGGUGGCGGUGCUUUUCAGCCGUUUCAGAAGGGGAAAACCACUCCAUUAAAACUAGAGGCGGCGGUGGACGUCGCUAAAAUAGUCGGCUCUUCUCCGAUUCGUGAGGCGACGACGAGUUCGACGGCGGAGACUAGUAAACGAGAGGAAAAGGAAUCUCAGACUCGGAGAAAACAAAGGCGGUGCUGGUCGUCGGAGUUACACCGGCGAUUCGUUCACGCACUUCAACAGCUUGGCGGCCCUCAUGUUGCUACGCCGAAACAAAUCAGAGAGUUAAUGAAGGUUGAUGGGCUCACCAACGAUGAAGUUAAAAGCCAUUUACAGAAAUACCGAUUGCACGCAAGAAGGCCCACAAAUUCUGCAAUGCAAGACAGCGGCAGCUCCUCAUCGCCGCAGCAAUUCGUGGUGGUCGGAAGCUCAUGGGUGCCGCCGCCUCCACCGAAGUACACAGUAGCGACAACAGCGAAAUCGAGAAAUGGGAUUUAUGCUCCGGUGGCAACGGCGGUGCGACGGCAGAUGACGGCAGAGGAAGGGAAGGGGAGGCAGAGCGGCGGAGUUGUUCAAUCGAAUUCGCCGGUGAUGUCUUCCUCGACUCACACCACCACAACCUCGCCGUCGGCGGCGUAGAUUGUAGUUUUGGACAUUUUUGUUGAAUGUUGGAGAGUGGUGUAAAAGUUUUGUAAGUAUUGAUAAAGCAUGUGGUAUACAUCAACAUUUUCACGUGAGGUUUCUUUCCCCAUUCUUGGAUUUCCUUU